CUUCUUCUUUGUAUUCUUCGUACUCUCUCUCCUCUCUUCCCUCAAAGUUUCGCUCUUUCUGAGCCGUCGGAUCUGGGUCGUUUCCGGCGAGUUGGGGCUUCUUGGCUUAGAUCUGUUGAGUCAAUUCUUGGGAUCUUUGGAAGAGUCAACUCGGGUUGUGAAUUGUUCAGGUAACCGAGGAUCUGAAAAAGGAUCGAUCUCUUUUGUUGGGGUUUCUGGUAUGGAGAUGGCUUCGACGACGUCCUAUUGGUGUCACAGAUGCACUCGUUUCGUUAGAGUUUGGGCUCAAGAUAGCAUCGUGUGUCCGUACUGCGAGAGUGGCUUCUUGGAGGAGAUUGAGGCCACGCCGAGAUCGGAGAAUCACCACCGUCGGUUUCCGGCGACUGCGAUGUACAUGCUGGGGAACAACCGGCCGGAUUCGGAGCAAAGUGCGAAUCUAGGGUUGCGGCGGAGCAGGAGGAACGCCGGUGAUCGGUCUCCGUUUAAUCCAGUUAUUGUGCUGCGCGGUCCGGCUGAUGGAGGUGGUGGUGAAGGCGGUGUUGUGGAGAGGAGUAGUUUUGAAUUGUACUACGAUGACGGGGCAGGGUCCGGGCUUCGGCCGUUGCCGGCGACCAUGUCGGAGUUCUUGAUGGGGUCAGGGUUUGAUCGGUUGCUGGAACAGCUUUCGCAGAUUGAAAUCAAUGGUUUUGGGCGCGGCGAGCACCCUCCGGCGUCAAAGGCGGCCGUGGAGUCGAUGCCGACGAUCGAGAUCGUGUCUAGCCACAUCGUCACAGAGUUGCACUGUGCGGUAUGCAAAGAGGCGUUCCAGCUGGGUUCGGAGGCUCGCGAAAUGCCCUGUAAGCAUAUCUAUCAUUCCGAUUGUAUUCUCCCAUGGCUAUCUCUCCGCAAUUCAUGCCCUGUUUGCCGCCACGAGUUGCCGACGGACGUUCCCGGAACAAGGAACUCGCCGGUAUCUGGAAAUGAAGCACUUUCUCCGGCACCAAAUGAAGAAGAGACAGUGGGGCUGACCAUAUGGAGGCUUCCUGGCGGUGGGUUUGCCGUGGGGAGGUUUUCCGGAGGAAGAAGAGCCGGCGAGCGUGAGCUUCCUGUGGUGUACACAGAAAUGGAUGGUGGGUUCAAUAAUAGUGGUGCUCCAAGGAGGAUUUCAUGGGCAUCCAGAAGAAGCCGAUCCAGAGAGAGCGGCGGAUCACUGGGCAGAGCUUUUCGCAACAUUUUCUCAUUUUUAGGGAGGUUUAGGUCUUCUUCCUCAUCAUCUUCUCGUUCAACUUCAGAACCUGGGUCCAUUACCAGAAGUCACAGUCACUCAAGUUCGGUUUUCAGUAGAUACGUUCGGAGGAGGAGCAGAGCUUGGGUACUGGAAGAUCAAAGUGGAAAUUCAAGAUGGUGAAUUUGGGAAUGAAAAUAUAAGAAAUUUCAGUUUUUUUUUUGUUUCGCAAUCUGGAUGGGAUCACUGUAAAUAGCUUUUUCUUUUUCCUUUUCAAGGGGUCUUACAUUUGCUACAUAAAUGGUCGGGCGUUAUUGGUUUUCAAGGAUUAAGAAUUGGCAGGAGAAGAAGGAAAGGUUUGCAGCAAAGCUUUGGGAAGUGAGGAAAAUGGGUUUGCCUUGGUAGCGGAUCUAAUGGCAUAAAAGCUUUAAGACAUAAAGCAUUCGUUACUUGCUUAAUUUUGUAAUUUGUGUUCCUACCAAAACAAAAAAUUUUGUAAUUUGUUUUUAGCUUCUAUUCCAAUCUCCAGUUAUCGUCAGAAAUUCUUUUCCUUGUAUUCAUUUCAUCAAGUUUUCAUCUUCUCUCA
Molecule: messenger RNA, 1790 nt
Organism: Vitis riparia (riverbank grape)
Lineage: Eukaryota; Viridiplantae; Streptophyta; Magnoliopsida; Vitales; Vitaceae
Product: E3 ubiquitin-protein ligase RDUF1
Exons: 1
Coding region: 221-1387 (388 amino acids)
Biological process (GO): protein ubiquitination
Cellular component (GO): cytoplasm
Molecular function (GO): ubiquitin protein ligase activity
Source: RefSeq, a predicted model, not a curated record